Notothenia coriiceps (black rockcod) is the source of this 2685-nucleotide messenger RNA. It is a transcript of the gene ptx4, whose product is annotated as pentraxin 4, long. The transcript has 4 exons. The coding region runs from base 113 to 2011 and encodes 632 amino acids. Lineage: Eukaryota; Metazoa; Chordata; Actinopteri; Perciformes; Nototheniidae. The record is from RefSeq and is a predicted model, not a curated record.
CAAGACGAGCCCUUUUCAGCUAUGUCUUUCUUUCUCUAGUAGCAUUUGUUUCCUCACUGUCAGACAUCCAGACCCAGGCUUCCUGCUGCAUCUAUCUCAGCUCCGUUGCACCAUGGGCAGCCUGAGGCCCGGACACUGGUCCCUGAUCCUGGUCCUCAUGCUCCUGCUGCAGAUUCAGCCCGUUAAGGUGCAGGGAGUUGAUCCUGUGACGCAGAAACUACGACGACUCAACGAACAGUUCCAGCAGUUCCAGGCGCUGACCCAGGCCCGUUUGAACAUGUUGGCCCAGAACCAGAACAGAAACUCAUCGAGGGGAUUGGAGAGCCAAGUAAAGGCACUAAGCGAAAACUGGCAACACUUGUCAGAAGACCUGGAUCAACUCAAGCGGAGCUCAACGCAGGAGAUAGAGGGUCUCAGGGAGUGGAGUAGGAAGCUGGAGAAGAAGAGUAAACGUAUGGAGGGUCGUCUUGCUUUCAUGGAGAGGAACCUGAGGGAGAACCGCCGCCAUGCCCAGAAACAGAAGCCCGAUCCUGGUCAGGAUAUCCCCAACCUCACCCUGGAGCUCCAGAGCCAAGACGAACGGCUCGGUGCCCUUCAGAUCCAGCGAGACGAGCUGAUCGUUGGGCUGAAAGGGCUGCAGGAAUCCCUGAAGAACCAGGCGCUGCGUCUGACCCGACUGGAGGGUCAGGUCUUGCAGAAGAGUGAUGGUGGAGCGCUGUGGAGGGCGGAAGAGUUGUUCAACUCCAACAUCACAUCUCAGGAACACUAUGAACCACGCAGGAGAUCAAAGACACAUAGAGGGAGAGAGAGAUUGAGACUGGACUCCGAACCCAUAGUAGAAGGUCCCUUUCAAUACCCGUCAGUACCAAUAAACCGAAGACAUUCAAAGGAGUCAAAACCUCAGCAAGAAUCUCAUCUGCAUUACUCGCCCCAACCAGACUCUUACGGUCUCCAGUCCCACAUCCAGGUGCCGGCCCAGAAAAGACCUUACCCGAUCCGGCAGGAGCAGAUCCAGUCUGUGCCUAAUCUUCAUACCCAGGUACGACAAAGAUACCAGCCUAAGUUAUAUCGCCAGAGACACCCCCAGUUACACAACCCCACUUGGUCCUAUUGGACCCAGCCCCUGCCCCAUUCUCCAACUUAUCCUGAACCUAGCAAAGUCAGGCAGAGUACAACCAGUCCGUGGCCUCCACCGCCUAAAGGUUCAGAUGAUAUCCCUCAACCCAAAUCUGAGACUCAGGAAGAAACUGACACAAAGGAAGAGUCUUCAGUGAUCCAUAACUUCCUCCAGCUUCCUGUGAGGCACAAGAUCCCUUCACGACCUGUUCCUAAAAAGGAUGCAACCAUCUGUAACGUGGACUCCCUGCUGCUCUUCCCCUCGGCAUCAGCAGACAACUUCGUCACCUUCUUCCGGACUUUUCCCAACCUUCUUGAACUUUCUGUGUGUUUGUGGCUCCGUGUGGAAGCCUCCCAUGUCGGCACACUGCUCUCUUACGCCACAGACGACAACGACAACCAGUUAGUUCUGUAUGGACGUAACUCCUCUGCCUCUUCUGCAUCCAUCUCUGCUUCUUCCUCCUCCUCUCUGGACUUCAUCAUUGGAGACCCAGUGUAUCGUCGUCUCCCCGCGUCGUCGCUGAUGGACGCUCGCUGGCACCACCUUUGCGUCGUGUGGUCCUCCAUCCAGGGGCGUUUCUGGCACUACGUUGACCGGCGCCUCACCUCCUCAGGCUCUCACUUCAGAAAGGGCUGGGAGAUACCUGGGGGAGGGUCCGUGGUGUUGGGGCAGGAGCAGGACGUUGUGGGAGGAGGGUUUGACUCUGCGGAGGGUUUUGCCGGUCAGAUAGCAGGGUUCAGGAUGUGGAACCGGGUGCUGAGUGCUUCAGAGGUUGAAGGGGUGGCAGAAGGAAGAGGUUUGCCCAGAGGGGUGGUGCUCGGCAUGGAGGACAUAAAGGAGGUGCAUGGGGAGGUGCAGCAGGUGGCAUGUGAAUGUUUAGAGCACUGUGUGUGAUCAAGUUACAGAGGAGGAUUCAUAUAGAGAGUUUCUUUCCAAAACAUUAUUUCGGUAGGGAAUGCUUUCAUUGCUGGCCUUUUAACCGGCCAUGCAAACACUUUAUCUUCUCUAUUAUGCUUUUUUGGCUAAAAUCCUGAAGAUCACUCAAGAGGGAAUUUCUCUCUCACUCCCUCUGAAAUGCCUCCAUAGGAUGCCUUUGUUUAUUUCAGCGACAUAUUGACAUCACUCCGUAACACUUGCGUUUUUAUAAAGACCUUUUUGAACAUUAAAGCAUGUAAACAUGUCACAAAAGAGAAACAAAAUACAAAUAUGAACCUGAAAAUGAGCGUGAUAGGGCCCCUUUAAUACGUGUUGGAAGUAUAUCAAGCAGUAUGUUGUUUCUGAUCAACCAAAACUGGGACUGUUCCGACUGAUAUGCAAAAUUAUUAAGUGUUAAACACUACCAAGGAUCUUAGAAUAAUAAUGUGUAUACACAAGUGUUCUAGUACAUGAUUUGAUAUUCAUUUUCAUCAGUUCCUUGACAAAAAUAUUUUAUUGUAGUAUGUGGAUCAGGUAAGACUGUUUCAAUUGUGCAGGGUUUUGGAUAGUGUUGCCAUUUAAUCAUUGACAAUGCCUUGUUAACAUUAAACUGUAGAAUCAAAGUUGAAAUGUAAUAAAAUGUGCUAUUUGGA